Messenger RNA from Nothoprocta perdicaria, 1335 nucleotides. It is a transcript of the gene MAP3K7CL, whose product is annotated as MAP3K7 C-terminal like. NCBI's taxonomy places the organism in Eukaryota, Metazoa, Chordata, Aves, Tinamiformes, Tinamidae. The transcript has 6 exons. Bases 555 to 983 code for a protein of 142 amino acids. Gene Ontology annotation, cellular component: nucleus; cytosol. The record is from RefSeq and is a predicted model, not a curated record.
GACUAAUGAAUUAAAAAUCUUGCACUCACCGCAGUUUGCUGCUUAAUAAUGCCUGUGGCAGAAGGAUUUUUUCCUCCCCGAGGCGUGACAGCGUCGUAACCCCCUGCCACGGGAAAGGAGAGGAAGGAGAAGCGGAAUUGUGGCGAGAAGCGGAAAAGGGCGACUUUCGGGGCGGCAGAGCCCGUGGGAAGUGCAGGUAGCAGCAUGUUGCCCUGACAGCUGUCCCAGCUCCUCAGAGCGUGUCAGCCUGUUGCCAUGCAGCAGGUGCAGCCUUUUCUUUUAUUGAAGCCUUAGUGCAUAGAGGCAGCGAGAAGCCAAGGCAGUGGCCGGCCUGGGAUUAUACAAGUGCAGACACUCCACUAAGUGAGGGUUUCAUCUCACUGAAACCACUUUUUGGAGCUGGUGGUCUUGGAAGAAAGAGCAAAGGAGUAACUGAGGGUCCCGAUCCGGGAGUCAAACCCAUGCAGGCAGACCCCUACCUCUGCGUAGAGUUCCACUGAGGAAACACCACCAAGCUGGAACAAACAAGUAAAAGCGUUGACUCGAGUGCCCACAUGAUCACCACCGCCAGAGUACCUGCUGAUAAGCCAGUGCGAAUUGCCUUCAGCCUGAAUGAGUCCCCAGAUGAUGCUUCUCCUGAAAAUGACCUCUCUUUGGCUUUUCCAGAGCUAGAUCAGCAGCUGCAGCCUCUGCCUCCUUGUCAUGACUCUAAAGAAUCUAUGCAAGUCUACAAACAGCACUGCAAAAUAGCAGAAGAGUACCAUGAAGUCAAGAAAGAAAUUGCCCUGCUGGAAGAAAGAAAAAAGGAGCUGAUUGCCAGGCUGGAACAAGUGGAAAAAGAAAGCAUGGAUGCUGCUCAGCUGGCUAAGGAGUAUGCAGAACUGACAGAGGAGAAUCGAACACUGAAGCUGGCCCAGACGCAGUGUGUAGAACAACUGGAAAAGCUCAGAAUACAGUAUCAAAAAAGACAGGGAUCCUCAUAACUCUCAGCUAGCUUAUUUGAGGCAGUAUAAUACAGGACUGUUCCUGUGCUAGAAAGAGAUUUUAAAAUAAAGGUCUGUUUAAUAUGUUAUAAUACUUUACUACAGAUACAGAGUAUGUAGAGGUCUAUAUUUGAUUUAAUGCUUACCAGCCAGUAGCUUAAUAUAAUGGAUAUUUCAUCCAUUAUAUAAUGGAUAUUUUAUUUCAAGUAACAUAAUUGAAGUUAAUCUAUCCCCAUUAUAUGUUCUAGUAGAUCAGGUUUCUUUUCUAAACAUAUUUCUUCCAAUUUAAGAAGAUAUGGACACACUAGAAAAUGAUAUAAAUAGUCUCUGUGUUGGGAAUCUGGACCAUACU